CUGCCCCUCCUUGUCGUCUCUGCAGGAAGACCCCACCCUACCUGGCCCAUGGCAGCCCGAAGGAGCUUCUGAUUCCCAGCCCCUCCCUCCCCGGGCCAGCCCUCCUAGUGGCAUGAUGCCCAACGCCACUGGGCCAGACGACGUCAGCGGCAGUGGGUCCUCCCUGCCUCCUACUACAGCUGCCGCUGCUGCUGCCGCCGCCGCUGCCGCCGCCGCCUCCACCUCCAUCAAACUGGUUCUCUUGGGGGCCAUCAUCUGUGUCAGCUUGGUGGGCAACGCCCUCCUGUCACUGUUGGUCCUCAGGGAGCGGGCCCUGCACAAGGCCCCAUACUACUUCCUGCUGGACCUGUGCCUGGCUGACGGCGUGAGGGCUGCCGUCUGCUUCCCCUUUGUGCUGGCCUCCAUUCGGCAUGGCUCAGCCUGGACCUACAGCGCGCUCAGCUGCAAGGUGGUGGCUUUCAUGGCCGUGCUCUUCUGCUUCCACGCCGCCUUUAUGCUCUUCUGUAUCAGUGUCACCCGCUACAUGGCUGUGGCUCACCACCGCUUCUAUGCCAAGCGCAUGACCCUCUGGACCAGUGCAGCGGUCAUUUGCAUGGCCUGGACCCUCUCUGUGGCCAUGGCCUUCCCACCUGUUUUUGAUGUGGGCACCUACAAGUUCAUCCGCGAGGAGGACCAGUGCAUCUUUGAACACCGCUACUUCAAGGCCAACGACACACUGGGUUUCAUGCUCAUGCUGGCUGCCCUCAUGGCCGCCACCCAUGCUGUGUACGGGAAGCUGCUUCUCUUUGAGUACCGCCACCGCAAGAUGCGCCCUGUCCAGACUGUCCCAGCAGUCAGUCAGAACUGGACGUUUCAUGGGCCUGGUGCCACUGGCCAGGCUGCCGCAAACUGGAUAGCUGGCUUUGGCCGAGGCCCCCUGCCUCCCACCCUGCUAGGCAUCCGGCAGGCGACUGGAGGGGGAGGAGGCCACACAGCUAGCCGGCGCCUCCUAGGCAUGGAGGAGUUCCGGGGGGAGAAGGAGCUAGGCCGCAUGUUUUACGCCAUCACUCUGCUAUUCCUGCUGCUUUGGUCUCCCUAUAUUGUGGCCUGCUAUUGGCGGGUUUUUGUGAAGGCCUGUGCUGUGCCUCACCGAUACCUAGCCACUGCCGUCUGGAUGAGCUUUACACAGGCUGGGGUCAACCCCAUCGUCUGCUUCCUCCUCAACAAGGACCUCAAGAAGUGCCUGAGGACUCAUGCCCCUUGCUGGGGGGCUGGAGGUCCCCAGGCCCCUCGGGAGCCUUACUGUGUCAUGUAAAAACAGACCAGCAGAUAUGGGGAGGAGGAGUAAAAGGGAAAAGAGGAUGAAUGAGGGGAAGGAAACCAAAAUGGUGGAUGAGAACUGGAGUUGAGGGCAUGGAGUUAAGGGAUCCAGGAGUGGGUCCCUUAACUUAUCUGAUUCUCUGUGCUCCAUCAAAUGGUACUCCUCCAUUACCGGUGGUAUGCGGAGGGGCGGGGUCCCCUCUGGCCUGGCCCUGUCCCCAGCAGCUUCUAGGGCAGGAGGGAAAAAGGCCUUUCUGAUUUGAGGGACCUAUACACACAUAUACCAGAUUGUUUUUUCCUUUUUUAAAAACUAGAAACAAAAAACCCAGAGUUUUCUAUCAGUUGUGAAUGUGCUGGGUUUUCAUUUACAUUAAUUCCUCUCUUGGAUUUGCUGUCUCCAGAGAGAUAUUGUUAUGUCCUAUAUAACUUCUCUUCUCCAAACCCAGUAACACUGACUUAGUAAUGAAUGCCCCCCCAAGUGGGCAAAGGGAGGGGGACGCUCGAGCCCCAUCCAGCGGCGCCCCUGCCUCAGGCCUGAGAGCCAGGCCCAGGAGGCCAAGGGGGAAGAGAACAACCAGGU
Messenger RNA from Trichosurus vulpecula (common brushtail), 1879 nucleotides. It is a transcript of the gene GPR173, whose product is annotated as G protein-coupled receptor 173. The record is from RefSeq and is a predicted model, not a curated record. The coding region runs from base 113 to 1294 and encodes 393 amino acids. Gene Ontology annotation, biological process: G protein-coupled receptor signaling pathway. The transcript has a single exon. Gene Ontology annotation, cellular component: plasma membrane. NCBI's taxonomy places the organism in Eukaryota, Metazoa, Chordata, Mammalia, Diprotodontia, Phalangeridae. Gene Ontology annotation, molecular function: G protein-coupled receptor activity.